AUGGCCAGCGCCACUCCAAUAUCCUCGCAAAUUCCACCGUAUCAACCCAGAGGCGACUCCAAAGGUCAAUCAGCUUCAUUACAUACCUUUGAUCCGCGCUCAGGCGUCCUGCUCAACUUUCCGGAGCUCGGCAGCUUCGGCCGGGAGAUCUUCGUCUCCCAGGUCAUGACCCAGAAACGUAAACAUAGCCAUCAUCUCGCCGAUCGUUGGAAUCAAAGACCGGCAAACAAACGCAACCGGCCCAUUCUGACCGCUAUCAACCCCAACCAAAACAUCCCCAACGGCUUGAACAGCACCACCACUACCAUCCUUAUCGCCAGCCUCCAGCCGAUCCUGUUGCUUGCGCGCGCGAUUUCGAGCGUCUUUCCCUCUCCCACCAACACUUUCCUCCCCUCAAGAGUACGCAGACAAACUCACUCCAUAAACCCCCAUCACAAUUCAUCCCAGAGCUUACUAUACUCACUCAACUACUCCCGCCCAUCUCAAACACCCAUCCUCAUCUCCUCCUUUUCUGCUACCAACACCGUCGGCUCACGGGAUCUUCAAAAAAAUAGAAACCACUAA
Molecule: messenger RNA, 564 nt
Organism: Puccinia triticina
Lineage: Eukaryota; Fungi; Basidiomycota; Pucciniomycetes; Pucciniales; Pucciniaceae
Exons: 2
Coding region: 1-564 (187 amino acids)
Source: RefSeq, a predicted model, not a curated record